AGUAACCAGAUUACAAUUCUGUUACAAAACACGCACUUAAAAAUUACAACAAAAAUGGUACUUCCAAGACCACUUCAGAAAUUAUUUGAGUGAGUGUAUUCAUCUUUUUACCCAUAUUUUGUUUGAUAAAAAUAAGGUGUGUGCGAUAAGACUAAGAAUAAUUCAUAUUUAGAUUAGAGAGAUAUUUUCUUUAAUUGAGUAAUGAUAUAUAAAAUACAUAAUUGAAUAAAAUUCAAACCAGGAUACCAUUAAAUAGUGAAUACCUCUUAUACAAAUUCGUCUUAUAUGUAAAUAAUACCGAACAUUUAUAUCAAAAUCAGCUGAACAUUCAUCUUGCUGACACUAAAAUAUAAUAUUGAAAUUAUUGGCUCUAAACAGGUUUGUUUUUAUGUUUUUACUCCUUGAAAGAUAUAAAUUUUAUUUUUUAACAUUUCAAGUUCAUAAUAAAUUUAAGUUUUUAACGCCUAAAAUACUCCUUUGGCGGUUCCACCUAGCGACUACGAUCGUUCUGGUAGUCAUGAUCAUAGAUAAAAGAUAUACAGGUCAUACUGGUCAUGACCAGGAUGUGGUUCAUCUAUAGUCAUAGCUAACUUCACCACGACUCAUGCCAAGAGGUGGAUUGGUCUUAGUAUACGGUGAGAGUGUAAGCGGAAUUUUCAAGCCCCAAAACAACAAAUAUGGCAACCGUGAAAAUUUCAUUAUUUCUUUCUGCAAUUUGACCAGUGCUAUUUAACCUUUUGCUCUCUUUUUUUCUGUCUCCUCAUUUGAUAUUAAUUACUUCAUCAUUUAAAAUGCUUCAUAAUCCAUUUGAUUUAGGUUUAUGAUUGUAACGCUUGGGGCUAAGUCGAAUGGAAAAGACCGUGGUUAUGAGCAUAGUCGUGAGUGACUAGUGGAACGCACUGUACAUGCCUUAGCCGUGAAUAUGCACCAGUCAGCUGAUUGUGCUUAGUCUAUCAUUGCUUGUUAUAAUAAUAAUAGUUUAAUCACUCUUGAUUUGUGUACUAUUGUAUUUGCGUUCAAUUUUUAAAUUAAUCUGACAGAUAUAAUAUUCGUAAGUUUAUAUAAGCACACGCCUUCAAAUAAUAAUCUGCAUUUCACAAUUUAUUUGUGUAUAAUAGUUUAUUUUAGUUAAAAAUUAAAUUCGAUAGUCUAAGCUACUAAAACGACAGUGAUUGGGCAGAUAAAAAACUAGUAUUUAAUUUUAUGUAUGAAAAAAUGGACCUUCCUCAACCAUUAACGAAAUUAUUUAAAUAUAUUGAAGAGCAUAGAGAUGAGUACAUAGAAAAUUUGAGACAAGCUGUUGCUAUCCAGUCAGUAUCAGCAUGGCCUCACAAACGGGGAGAAAUAAAGAAGCAGCUUGAAUGGGCAGCUAAAAAAUUAAUUAAUUUAGGAGCAUCAGCUGAACUGCGUGAUAUAGGUAUGCAAACAUUGCCUGAUGGCACAACUUUACCUCUACCACCAGUUCUUCUUGGAUCCUUGGGUAAUGAUCCCAAGAAGAAGACUGUCCUAGUUUAUGGGCACUUAGAUGUGCAACCAGCACAUAAAAGUGAUGGCUGGGAUACUGAACCAUUUGAAUUAACAGAAAAGAAUGGUAGAUUGUAUGGGAGAGGUGCUUCUGAUGAUAAAGGGCCAGUUCUAUGUUGGCUCCAUGCAGUUGAAGCAUAUCAGGCGAUAAAUGAAAAAAUACCUGUGAAUCUAAAAUUUGUAUUCGAAGGUAUGGAAGAAAGUGGUAGUGUUGGUUUACCAGCAUUACUAGAAUCUGAACAAAACCAUUUCUUAGCUGGAAUAGACUACUGUUGCAUAUCAGAUAAUUAUUGGUUAGGAAAAACAAAACCUUGCAUUACAUAUGGACUACGAGGAAAUUGUUAUUUUUAUCUGCAAGUUGAAUGUGCUUCUAAGGAUUUGCACAGUGGUGUUUACGGAGGAACAGUACACGAAGCUAUGACCGAUCUAAUAUACCUCAUGAAUCAACUCGUAGAUAGAGACGGAAGAAUUUUGGUCCCAGGUAUAUAUGAUGAAGUAGCUCCUGUAACGGAAUCAGAAAGUAAUAUGUACAAAAAUAUAGAUUUCGACGUGAAUGAAUAUCUUAAUGAAAUAGGUACAGAAAAGUUGAUACAUAACGAUGACAAAGAAAAAAUAUUGAUGCACCGUUGGAGAUAUCCUUGUUUGUCACUUCAUGGAAUAGAAGGAGCUUUCAGUGAGGCUGGCUCAAAAACUGUUAUCCCACAGAAAGUAAUAGGAAAAUUCUCCCUUAGGAUUGUACCUAACCAAACACCUUUGCAGACAAACAAAUAUGUUGUGGAUUAUAUAAAUAAACUGUGGAGCACUAGAGGAAGUCCUAAUAAAAUGAAGGUGUACAUGGCACGUGGUGGUGAACCGUGGACUGAAAAUCCAACUCAUCCCCAUUACACUGCAGCUUGUAAAGCAACUAAACAUGUGUAUGAAGUUUUCCCAGAUCUCACUCGCGAGGGUGGUUCAAUUCCAAUAACAUUGACAUUCCAAAAACUUACGGGUAAAAAUGUUCUAUUACUACCAGUAGGUGCAAGUGACGAUGGAGCCCAUUCACAAAAUGAAAAAAUUAAUAUAAAAAAUUAUAUUAAUGGGUCUAAGCUUCUUGGCGCUUACCUGUAUGAAGUGGCUCAAAUUUGAUGAUUCAUGAAUACUUUGUUAAUACUGAGUUGUAAUAAAUCAUAUUUUUAAUCAAAGUUUUUUCAACAUUCUUCUAAGAAACUUUCUUAAAAGUUAAAUCAUUCAUUU
Diorhabda sublineata is the source of this 2757-nucleotide messenger RNA. RefSeq names its product cytosolic non-specific dipeptidase (gene Cndp2). Gene Ontology annotation, molecular function: metallodipeptidase activity. The transcript is spliced from 6 exons. NCBI's taxonomy places the organism in Eukaryota, Metazoa, Arthropoda, Insecta, Coleoptera, Chrysomelidae. The record is from RefSeq and is a predicted model, not a curated record. Gene Ontology annotation, biological process: proteolysis. The coding region runs from base 1204 to 2649 and encodes 481 amino acids.